AUGAGGUGUUGCAGUAAGAAUGCAGUAAACGCAGAUAGCCCUAAGAAGGUAAUCGUUGGCGACACGGAGGAUGACACCCGGGAAGAGGAGAACCCGUACGAAGACCUGCCCACAGUUACUGUCACGCUGAGCGACGGCUCAGUGUACACGGGUACUACAAAGGACAAUCGUGUGCACGGACGGGGCGUACUGCAAUACGCAAAUGGAGACCAAUACGAAGGAGAAUUUGUUGACGGUCAGAAGGAAGGAAAGGGAAAAUGGACCGACACGGAAAAUAAUACAUACGAAGGAGACUGGGUAAAAGAUAAAAGACAUGGACAUGGAGUGUACAAAACAGCAGACGGAUUUAUUUUUGAAGGUGAAUUCGCAAAUAAUAAAAGAGAAGGAAAAGGAACCAUUAUCACGCCGGAAAAGACUAAAUAUGUUUGCUCAUUUAAAAAUGAUGAAGAAGUAGGAGAGGUGGAAUUUUUUUUUGCAAAUGGUGAUCAUGCCCUGGGAUAUAUUAAAGACGGCUAUUUAUGUCAAAAUGGAAGAUAUGAAUUUAAAAAUGGAGAUAUUUACGUGGGGAAUUUUGAGAAAGGAUUAUUUCACGGCGAGGGUUACUACAAAUGGAACAACGAUGCGAACUACGCCAUAUAUGAGGGCAAUUAUUCUGGAGGGAAGAAACACGGGAAGGGUCAGCUCAUCAAUAAGGAUGGACGCAUUCUCUGUGGUGUAUUCAGGGAUAAUAAUAUGGAUGGCGAGUUUUUAGAAAUUAGUCCUCAGGGGAACCAAACCAGGGUUCUGUACGACAAAGGCUUUUUUGUCAAGGUUGUGGAACAUAUUGAAGAAAACCUAGACGUGCAGGAAUUUCUAAAAGACUCGAUCAUUCACACAAGUAUCUUUUCCGACCCGACUACGUACAAGAAGUUGUAUGAGAUCACAGAAAAGAAGAAGCCCCAAUUUCGCAUCAACUUAAAAAGGACGCAGCCAACGAGUUGA
Messenger RNA from Plasmodium fragile, 981 nucleotides. RefSeq lists its product as uncharacterized. The record is from RefSeq and is a predicted model, not a curated record. The transcript is spliced from 4 exons. The coding region runs from base 1 to 981 and encodes 326 amino acids. NCBI's taxonomy places the organism in Eukaryota, Apicomplexa, Aconoidasida, Haemosporida, Plasmodiidae.